This is a messenger RNA of Pteropus alecto (black flying fox), 6021 nucleotides long. RefSeq names its product mitogen-activated protein kinase 8 (gene MAPK8). Lineage: Eukaryota; Metazoa; Chordata; Mammalia; Chiroptera; Pteropodidae. The transcript is spliced from 13 exons. Gene Ontology annotation, biological process: JNK cascade; protein phosphorylation. Gene Ontology annotation, cellular component: nucleus; cytoplasm. The record is from RefSeq and is a predicted model, not a curated record. Gene Ontology annotation, molecular function: JUN kinase activity; ATP binding. The coding region runs from base 359 to 1642 and encodes 427 amino acids.
UGACGGCUCGCGUCCCUGUUACUCAGCGGAGCGGCCGAGGCCGGACGACGCGGCCCGGGGCGCAGAGACGCGAGCAACGCUGGCUAACGGCUGUGGCGACCGCCCGGACGGCGCCGGUGUUUGCCGGUGGGCUUUUCUGUGGUCGUUCGCUGCGCUGCCGGAUUUCCCAGCUGUGGGUUAAGCCUAGGAGGUCAAAUGCUAUAAGUGAACCUGUUUAGUGCUGCGCCUGACAAAAGCAAGCAGUCAAAAUGGGACUUCCUUAAGGACAGGCCUGUCUUGUAUCUGUUUCUCCAGCACCUAGCCUGGAAUAUACUUGGUGAAAUUUUGGAUGAAGCCAUUAAAUUAAUUGCUUGCCAUCAUGAGCAGAAGUAAGCGUGACAGCAAUUUUUAUAGUGUAGAGAUUGGUGAUUCUACAUUCACAGUCCUGAAACGAUAUCAGAAUUUAAAACCUAUAGGCUCAGGAGCUCAAGGAAUAGUAUGUGCAGCUUAUGAUGCCAUUCUUGAAAGAAAUGUUGCAAUCAAGAAGCUAAGCCGGCCAUUUCAGAAUCAGACUCAUGCUAAGCGGGCUUACAGAGAACUAGUUCUUAUGAAAUGUGUUAAUCACAAAAAUAUAAUUGGCCUGUUGAAUGUUUUCACACCACAGAAAUCCCUAGAAGAAUUUCAAGAUGUUUACAUAGUCAUGGAGCUCAUGGAUGCAAAUCUUUGCCAAGUGAUUCAGAUGGAACUAGAUCAUGAAAGAAUGUCCUACCUUCUCUAUCAGAUGCUGUGUGGAAUCAAGCACCUUCACUCUGCUGGAAUUAUUCAUCGGGACUUAAAGCCCAGUAAUAUAGUAGUAAAAUCAGACUGCACUUUGAAGAUUCUUGACUUUGGACUGGCCAGGACUGCUGGAACUAGUUUUAUGAUGACACCUUACGUAGUGACUCGCUACUACAGAGCACCAGAAGUCAUCUUAGGAAUGGGCUACAAAGAAAACGUUGACAUUUGGUCAGUUGGGUGCAUCAUGGGAGAAAUGAUCAAAGGUGGUGUUUUGUUCCCAGGUACAGAUCAUAUUGAUCAGUGGAAUAAAGUUAUUGAACAGCUUGGAACACCAUGUCCCGAAUUCAUGAAGAAACUACAACCAACAGUAAGGACUUAUGUUGAAAACAGACCUAAAUAUGCUGGAUAUAGCUUUGAGAAACUCUUCCCCGAUGUACUUUUCCCAGCUGAUUCGGAACACAACAAACUUAAAGCCAGUCAGGCAAGGGAUUUGUUAUCUAAAAUGCUGGUUAUUGAUGCAUCUAAAAGGAUCUCUGUAGAUGAAGCUCUCCAGCAUCCAUAUAUCAAUGUCUGGUAUGAUCCUUCUGAAGCAGAAGCUCCACCACCAAAGAUACCUGACAAGCAAUUAGAUGAAAGGGAACACACAAUAGAAGAGUGGAAAGAAUUGAUAUACAAGGAAGUUAUGGACUUGGAGGAGAGAACCAAGAAUGGAGUUAUACGAGGACAGCCCUCUCCUUUAGGUGCAGCAGUGAUCAAUGGCUCUCAGCAUCCAUCGUCAUCGUCAUCUGUCAAUGAUGUAUCUUCAAUGUCAACAGACCCGACUUUGGCCUCGGAUACAGACAGCAGUCUAGAAGCAUCAGCUGGACCUCUGGGCUGCUGUAGAUGACUACUUGGGCCUUGGGGCGGGUGGGGGGGAGGGAUGUGGAGUCGUUUAGUCAUUGAUAGAACUACUUUGAAAACAAUUCAGUGGUCUUAUUUUUGAGUGAUUUUUCAAAAACGUAGAAUUCAUUUUGUAGUAAAGUAGUUUAUUUUUUUUAAUUUCAAGUGAUGUAAUUUAAAACUUAAGUUGUGUUUUAAAACAGCAACAAAACCGUAUUGUAUUUUUGCUGUAAUUAACUGUAUAAUAUAAACCUAAUUAUUUUAUCAUGGUUUAAAAUUUUUGCAUAUUUGCUUUAUCUUAUGCUGCUGAUUUUUUUUACUGAAUUUGUAAGAUUUUGUUUAUCAAAGCAACUAUUAUGUGGUGACUUGCCUAUAUCAUGAAUUAUUUAAGGUUUUUAUAGUUUUUUUUAUUAGAAUUUAUUUCAAAUGUUUUGUUCAUGAUGCUGUUCUUCAGGGUUAUGUGCUUAUCAAUGAAAUAACCCAGAGGAGUGAGAGAACAUAACCUGUAGCCAGUUAUAUUCAGGAAUAACUACUGUAAGUGAUGAACGUGUUAAAAAAAAAAAUACCCCCCAAUUUUUGCUACUUACCAAUCCUAAUUUAGUUACAGCAAUUGGCAGGUAAUCCUACAUGAGUUUUGGCAAAAGCCCCAUCAUUUAAAUGGCAGAAUAAUUCAGAGCAUGUCUUUGAAGACGCUGAGUGUCUACCACCACCUUCCUAUCUUCCCACCUCACCCAACAAAAGUAAAGUAAAAAUUCUGCAAAUUGUGGCGUGCUCAAAGCUUAUGAUCACAUAAAGUCAAGAGGAUACUUCAUGAAUAAUACAUUUCAAUGCAAAUAAACAGAUGGUUCACUUCUAGCUAUGAGCCUGUUACUGUAUACACUGAGUUCAUCUACUCAGGCUGGAGGUCUUAGUGAUGGUCUAGAGUCUGGUCUUUCCCUUUCCUGCAGCCUUGGGCCCUUGGACCUUUCUGGUUUCCUAUUAGAGUGUCAGUCGAGCACCAGUUCUGGUUUUUCUGGCCAUUUGAUUCUACCUGUAGCAUAAUCAUAUUUAUACUAACUGUCGGGAGGUUCCAAAACCUACUUAGACUUCUGUAGGUGAUGUAUCAAAUGAGCAAUAUAUGUACCGUUCAUCUGAAAAUAGUAGCACACAGCCAUAUAUAGAAUAUCAUUUUCUAAGGACUGUUUCUUCACACUGAGCAGAGCAGGCAUAAGUGGUGAUUAUUUAGUCUGAGUCUUUCAUUUUUUUAUACCUGAUUUUCAAUAAAACAUACAAUGUGGAUGUUGAGUAGUGUAAGAAUGGUGCUGCUCCUGACAAGUGUAUGUUAACUGUUUACAUUUUAUAUCUGCAGAAUUAUUUCUCUAUAACUGAAUUUUUUUUUAAGUAAAAUGUCAUUGAAGUCUCCUCUAUGAAAUACAUUGUCUCCAAUGCCCCUAGGCACCUUUUGUUGUAUUUGGAACAGGAGGGAUUUCAUGGAAUGAACUGGGAAAUGCAUACUUAAAUAAGUGACAAGGUUUUAAGCAGAAAGCCCAUUGGAAUUAAUGACUAAGAGGAGCAAGAACUGGUGCAGCUCAACAUGCAGUGUCUGAAAGUUCGCUUGGCAUGUUAUUUGCAUAUUUAGUGCAAAUUUCCUUUUGAGUAAGAUAUUUUAGAUCAUUGUUAAUGUGCAAUAUUUAGGAUUAAAAUACAUUAGCCUUUUUAUAUGCUUUGAAAUAGCAAGUUUGUUUUUGAUGUUUUAAAGUCAUGAUUUCCGAUCUCUUGAAGUUGUCUGCCUUUUUAUCCAUUUUCUACUCAUACAACAUGGUGCAUUAAUUUUAUUACGCAAAUUAGAGUUUUGAGGCUGUAACACCUUGAAUUAUAGACAGGAUUGGAUUUACGGAGAAAUUUGAGCAUGAGUGUGUUCUUAGUUUAUAUUACUGUGACAGUUAAUUAGCUCUAUUUUCUAAGCUAGAUCAUUUCACUAUUGCACUUUAACAACUGACAUGCUUUCAGCUGAUUCCCAUAUUUUAUGUUUGAUUGCUAAUAAGCCAUCUCUUUUGAUACAGAUUUUGGUUAAGCAAGGAAAACCAGGUGUUCUUACUGUAUCAUUUAUUGUAAAUGCCAGCUCCCACUUGCCAACCAGUAUAUUGCAGUUGCUUCAGAGAAAAUUAACUCUUAUUAAUUAAUGUAGACUGAAAUACUUAAAUUAUAUCCAGAAAACAAAGUCUGUUUGUUAAAUGUUGUGUGCCCUAGGUUUUUAAAAUGCCAUAUCUAAAGACAACUUUCCCUUUUAAAUCUGUUAAGCUAAAGAUAUACUUGUUCAUUUUAUUUUAAAAGCUUUUCAGACCUUUAAAAUAUCGUAAACAUUUGUGGUUUUUUUUAAGAGAAAUUACAAAUAAGACUUCCGUCAGACAGUACUUAUGUAAAGCCACCUUGCUUAUAACUUUGGCUUUUCAACUUUAUAUACUUAAUAUACCUAUCAUCUUACUGUCAGAAAAUUAUUUUGAUCAAGAUCUAUUAUUCAACCUUACAGGCUAGGAAAGAGGCACCAAUUCUGAUUUUUUCCACAUAUUUCUUCCUGGUUAUUCUGUUACCCUUUAAUGUAUACUGACCAUUUAUAAAAUUAUUGUAUUGUUGGGAUUGCUUAAUUAUCAUAUACAUACAUAGAGCAUCUCAACUCUUUCAUACUGUUUGCUGAUAAUAGUCCUCAUUUUGUCACACACCCAAGGCUGCUGAAUUGUACCUGGUAUACACUCUUCCAAGUUGGUAAAAGCACAGUGCAUUCACACCACACUUCCAAGAGAAAUGCCAGCCUCUUAAAUUAGGAGGCUACCACACAACCCCCUUAACAAUACCAAGAAACUCAGUUGUAUGUAAAGCAGCAAAUUUUCUUUAAGCCUUUGUUAUUCUGUUCCAUGCUAAUCCAGCUGUGUUGUCUAAAAGGUGAAGGUGAAGAAGACAUCAAUGUCUGAUAGUAAAAUCAGCUGCAGGCAAGUGAAGCUGUUUGGGGGUUACAGAUAAGAUUUGGUUUACACUAUAGGCCAGUAUGUGCUACACAUCUGAUCACUUAAUUACUCAGUGUUGCCUAGGCACAAGCCUGCAGAUUCUGAGGUAAAAACAUAGUCCAUUUUCAAAAAUACUGUUGUAGUUUGUGAGUGUUGUUCAUUGGUCACAUUAGCUAUAGAGUGAAUGCAUGAAGCCCCAUGACCCCAGUAAACCUCUCUUACCGGUAGAAAAACCAAACACCACCAUUCUCUCAUUAGCAGCCCUCUUAAAUGUUGCUUCCUUAUCCUUUACAUUUUAGUAUACAUUGUGUUUCUACUGAUCUCUCUUAGGUUUUUCCUGAAUUAGAGGAAAUGGAUUUUUCCUUAAUAGCAAGAAAGAUGAAGAGGUAAAGGGCAUUGAAGCAGAAAUGUAUAGUUUGGGGUAUGAUUACAAAACUAGUAAGGAAAACAAGUCCUAAUUUCAAACUAACUGCUCUUAGUUAAGUGCUCUUAGGGAGAGUCUAGUAAGAGUAACACUUUCUGGCCAUUCCUGGUUUAGAUUCUCUUCAUUACUGAAACUUUUGAGAAAUAUUACCUGUGGAUUAGUUUUGCACAAUGUUCUAUUCUCACAAUAACUUACAAAUUAAACUAGAUUUUUAUUGAACUACCUCACACUAAUUUUCUAUGCUUUCCCAAGUAAGCUGUUGCCCUUACUGUUAGAUCUUUACUGAGUGUGAAUUAUAAAUGUAUGUUAAAUACUUUAUAGCCAAUGUCGACACAAUACCAGUAAGUAUGUAAAAUAUAUACCUUCCAUAAGUAAGAGAGAAUCAUGUGUAAAAUCUUUGACUGUAUAUCUUGGAAAAUUGUGUUAGAUGUGCUUGUCGGACAUUAUUACUGUCUGUUUUGUAAGUAGAAACCUGCUCGUAAUAUCAGUCCAUUCUUUACAUUUUACAAAAGGAAUAAAUCUUAGUAAAUUUUACGAAGAAAUAAAUUACUUUUGUAGGCCUGAUAUUUGGUAUAUUUUUGAGAAGCUCUUAAUCUUUUAGUCGAAUGAUGAAGUUAAAUUGAAAUAGCUGUCUACCUGGACUGUGACAUCUAUUUUCUCAUUACAGUUUAUCCUGUUCAACAGGUUUUAAAACCUGAAAACCUAAGUGUGAUAACGAUGUAACAUUUGCUUUUCUCCCUAUAUGAUGCCAUUCCUUCUUUGUUCCACUUUCUUCCCUGUGUUCCAUUCCCUCUCCUCUCCUCUAGACAAAACAAAAUGGGGCACUUUGUAGGGAAUGCUGAGAUAAUUAUUGUGGUUUUUAAUCAUUCAUGCCCUAGUCAUUAAACAUGCACCACUGGAAUGUAAACAAUGUUAUCUAGUAUGUUCAUUGGUUAUAAUAUUUUAAAUAAAAAACAAAAAAAAAGUGGUAUGAAACUGAAA